AUGAAGCCAGUCCCACUGCUCCUACUCCUCUCCUCGGUCCUCCUUGCAUCGCACCUCCGCCCCGCCGCCGGCAGACCGCGCUUCCUCCCCGGCAGACCGCGCUUCCUCCCCGGCUGGCUGGAUGGCAGCGGCCGCCUCCAGACGCAGCAACUGGACGAAGUGCUCCUCGGAGCGGCCGCCGCUGGUCACGACCUGCUGGGCGACAACAUCCUGCGGUUCCUCCGAGAGAGGAGCCCGGACCCUCUGGACCCUCCCCCAGAAGAGGACGAGGCGGUGAGGACGGCGGUGCAGCUGUUGAAGAGGAGCGAAGAUCCGCCGCUGUCCAUCGACCUCACCUUCCACCUGCUGCGGAAUAUGAUCCAGAUGGCCAAGAUGGAGAGCCAGAGGGAGCAGGCUCUGCUCAACCGCAAAGUCCUCGACGAGGUCGGGAAGUAA
Molecule: messenger RNA, 435 nt
Organism: Anoplopoma fimbria (sablefish)
Lineage: Eukaryota; Metazoa; Chordata; Actinopteri; Perciformes; Anoplopomatidae
Gene: ucn1
Product: urotensin 1
Cellular component (GO): extracellular region
Molecular function (GO): hormone activity
Source: RefSeq, a predicted model, not a curated record